AUCAUUUUGAAACGCAAUCACAUCCAUUUCUGUCGCAGCGAUGUCUUCGCUAAAAUUCUGCAUAACGGAAGUUGCAAACUGUUGGAUAUCAAUUUCAAUGAAGGGCGAAACAACAAAUUACGCCACUAUAAAAUUUACGGAAGCUUCUAUGAUUUGUACACCUUUUUAAAGUAUGUUGUGAGCAAUUAGAAUGACCUUUGCGAGCGACCGAUAGCUCGCGAUCGACG
This is a messenger RNA of Acanthoscelides obtectus, 227 nucleotides long. The record is from the annotation of a GenBank genome assembly. NCBI's taxonomy places the organism in Eukaryota, Metazoa, Arthropoda, Insecta, Coleoptera, Chrysomelidae.